AUGAGUCAACAAACCAGCAAUAAACCCACGGUAAAAUUAAAUUUUAAAGCAUUAAAGAUAAAAGAAAAGGUCACAAAUUGGUAUGUCAAGGCGACCGAAUCGAAAUGGACGUGCUUCUUCAUUAUCACCUCAAUCGUUCAAUCGAUAAUUGCUAUUGUGAUGGAGAUAAUCAUCGUCGAGAGAAAUGAAAAUGCUUCUUGGGAAUUUCAAGUGCAAGCACAAAACGAUACUUGCAUUAGUUACUCGGUGGAUCGGAUUAACAACAUUUAUGGUGAAAACAUAAUCUUUAUACUCUUCAAUAUUUUUCAAGUGUGGUUCUGUUUCAAUGCGAUUGUAAAUCAGAACACAAUUCAGAUUAUAACGAUUGCGGUGAUAAAUUAUCUAAUUGGAAUAUUUGGUAUUAUACAAAUCGUGGAAAUAGAAAAAUGGAAAAAAACAGCAAUAGAAAAUUGUAAUCUUUCCAGUUUCGACAGUUACGACCUUCAAAUAGUGAGCCACGAACUUCCACUGAUAAUACUAUCAUUGCUGUGCGCAACUUUAAUGGGAUUCCUCACUUGGAAGUUGUAUCAGGCAUUUGGCUGGAAUAUCUAUAAAAAGAUUGGUGCCGAUCCGAAAAUGCAAGGGAUUUAUCGGACGAUGUUGAUCUUUGUUAUGUUGUUGAAAUUGGAUCUCUUCUUUAUGAUAGUGAUGUCCAUAGAAGUUUGUACCGUAUUUAAGGUGAACGAACAAGGAGCAAGAAAUCUUAGUGCCCCGCUGUAUGUCAUCCAUGCAGUGGUAACCGGAUCACUUUUUCUCCUGCAAACGCUUGCCUAUCGUUCUUUAAACAAAGAAUCGCAUCUUGGCACGAAAAUAUUUAUAGGAAUGUUACCAUUGGUGAUUGCCGAUUUUAUAAUGCUGCUUGUAAAAUCGACCACAGCUUCCAAGCAAGAUAGCUGGUAUUUCUUAAUUAUUUAUAUCAUCUCUGGUAUCAUAAUGGCCAUCUUGACUUUCAUUUGGGCUAUAUUCCUCCUAAAAAACUUUGAUAAAGGAUUGAAGAAGCACCUUUGUCAGAUGAAUCUUGAUGUAUCACCAUAUGAUGCUACGUCAGAAACACAUUCGACAGGCACGAGGCCCGGUUCGCCAAUCCGUUGGGCCAUUGAUGACGACGAUUAG
This is a messenger RNA of Acaulospora morrowiae, 1152 nucleotides long. The record is from the annotation of a GenBank genome assembly. NCBI's taxonomy places the organism in Eukaryota, Fungi, Glomeromycota, Glomeromycetes, Diversisporales, Acaulosporaceae.